Molecule: messenger RNA, 3246 nt
Organism: Phyllostomus discolor (pale spear-nosed bat)
Lineage: Eukaryota; Metazoa; Chordata; Mammalia; Chiroptera; Phyllostomidae
Gene: CFAP68
Product: chromosome 6 C11orf1 homolog
Exons: 4
Coding region: 1960-2526 (188 amino acids)
Cellular component (GO): nucleus
Source: RefSeq, a predicted model, not a curated record
CUUGGAGGCGUUGACAACGUAGUACAGCAACAGCCAGGGAGGAAAAUAGCAAUGAGUAGAACGCGAGACGCCGACCGCGCCGUAUGUCACCCCACCAGCACCCCUUCGGAAGUGUCAAAAUAAAGGCCUCUUAGCCCGAGAGUGGCCUUGAGCGACUUCACACCUGCAUGAAGUCACAAGCAGUCAGUAAAGCGGAGGGGCAGGCCGAGGGUGAGGCGAGUUGUGAGUGAUGGAAGCGGGUCCGGGCUCAGGCCAAGGAGAAGUUAGGCUGUGUUUUGUACCUUCCUGUCAUAGAGGAUUUUGUAAAUUAUCUCAUCCGAAAUGGCUGCUGCCCAUUGUCUCUGCUGCUCGGAAUUUCUUCAGGUGGUUCUAUCUCCUGCCUUUUAUUUAUUCAAGAAAUGGCGCCUAAAAUAUUGAAAUCCCCUUAAGAUACUAAAAGAAAAAUGGGAAAAAAUACGGAGUACUUGUUAUGUGCCACUGUGAGGAUGGUUAGAUAGAUAUUUAAAUGAGCAAGAUGGAGCCUGUGGUUUCACUGAGCUUGUAGUCUGUCGAAGGAUGCACAGCAGCAAAGGCAAUUCUGAUAUAAUCAGAUGCCAUGCUAUGAGUGGAGUAAUUCAAGGUGCUGUGGGAGAACUGUGGGGUCGUGCUGGACAUGGCUCCUCCAAUCCCCCAGAAGGGAAGGCUGGCCCGAGGGCCCCUGGCCAGAAGGAAUGUGCAUUCCUUUAGAAAUAGAUUGUAAUUCCCUCCUUACCUCUUUUUGGGAGUGGCCUCUUGUCCUGCUGACUGCUUUUCGACCUUUUCUCUUUGCACAUACACAGUGAGGUAAUGCAGUUUAGAGUCAUGUGCAAGACAUGUGUCCCCUUGUCCCCUUUGUCUGGGACUCAGGGAGGUGUGGUCCUGCUGCACAGACCUGCCACCAUUGGUGCUCCCUGUAAUGUGAGUAAUAAAGGCUAUGUCUGGUCCAUCCAGUCGUCCUUGUGGUUUUUUCGGCUUAUCUGAAGGAGCAGGUGCCCCCAGGUCGACCUUCUGCAUUAUAGGCACACAGAAGGGAAAUCUUGCCAUUUUGGGAGGUGGGGGGUGGAGAAGUGAAAAAUUUCCUGGAGUUGAAACUUGAGUUGAAAGCUGAGGGGGAAAAGUACACCAAAGGAUCAAGAGGAGUGAAGAGGCAAAAGGAACAACAUAUGCCAAAGCAUGAUGGAGAAAACGAACUGCUGUUUGGCUGAAAUGUACUUGGAGGGGAGCGUGGGUAACAUGUGAGACUGAAAAAUAAAGCAAGGGUUGGGUCAUCAAGAGCAUUAUAACCAUUGUAACAGCCUGAAUCUUACUCUGAAACAGUGGCCAGAUCCUAAAACAUUUUAAAUCUGUAGGAAAAGGACACACUUAGAUUUUCAUUUUUGAAAGUCCUGCUUUUUUUGUGGAGAAGGACUUGAGAAGAACUAGGCUGAUGGCAGGGAGAUCCGAUAGCAUCCAGGGCUGAUAGUGGUCUGAAUUGGAACUUGGCAGUGGAAUGGAGGCUAGUGGGCUGAUUCAAAAAUGAACAAGACCUAGUGAUUGGAUGGGUAUAAAAGGUUGAAAGAGAAAUCAGUAUCCAAGAUAAGCCCCAGGUCCCAGGAGUAGACAACAGAGUGGUUGGUGGUAUCCAUCCUAUAGCCCCAGAACAGUAUCGCCUUGGCCUGCAGUCUGAAUACUAAGCCUGUUGGACUUUGGGACCAGCUACUCUUCAGUCAUCAUGCUGUUUGUUGACAUCAGUGCAUGCAUCUAUCUUCACAAAGGCAGAUGGUAUGAGGACAGUUACCUUUAAACCUACAGUAUUGGCUUUGUCCCUACCUGUGGAAAGGUGGGUGAGUGGUGACUCCCAAAUCAUGGCCACCUGGUCAUGGUGAUUUGGGUGAUGUACAUUUCUUUUUUUGCUCGGAGAAUUGAGAGGACCAGAUUUGGCAACAUCUCUCUUUUAAGAACAUGGACUGGAAGUGGAAGGCUUUCUGUCACUUUCCUAUAGAAUCUGCAAACAACAAAAGUUACUCGGCCUCAGAUUACUCUUCUUUGGGGAAGAGACAGUUCCUCACCUGUUUCCUUACAAACCCACACUAUGGCAGCCUCAUUAAUGCAGAUGGCCAUGCUGAAGUGUGGACAGAUUGGAAUGAUAUGUCCAAGUUUUUCCAGUAUGGAUGGAGAUGCACCACUAAUGAGAAUGCCUAUUCAAACCAUACCCUGAUGGGCAACUGGAACCAAGAAAGAUAUGACCUGAGGAAUAUCGUGCAGCCCAAACCUUUGCCUUCCCAGUUUGGACACUACUUUGAAACAACAUAUGAUACCAGCUACAAUAAAAAAAUGCCACUUUCAACCCAUAGAUUUAAGCGAGAGCCUCACUGGUUCCCAGGACAUCAACCUGAGCUGGAUCCUCCUCAAUACAAAUGCACAGAGAAGUCAACUUAUAUGAGUAGCUAUUCAAAACCUCAAAUUGGACAUCACUCUGCAUGUGUGUAUAGUCACAAUAAUUGCCCAUUUCAGGGUCUAGGAGUCUAAGAAAAAAUAAGAAGCUUCAUUUUCCACAGUAGAAUACAGGAGAGACCAUGUUCUAAGCACACCUAAGAAUUUAGCAGACUAUGGCAUAGUUUCACUCUCUGAAUAAAUAAAGCACAAAAAAUGUUCUCUACCCUCUUUUAGCCAAGAUUUGAACGUCAAAUUUAAGUUGAUUACAUCUAUUAUUUAUACCUUAGGGGUGCUGUAGAAGGGCAAUAAAAAUAUUAUUUCUCUCAAAUCUACAACCAGUUUGUUCUUCCCUGUCUUCCAUCAGGAGCAAAAUUCAGUAAAACUUAGGUUACAUUUGGCUAGAUGUUCUCUGGGUAUGAGUCUGGUAGACAUGGUCACAUAAUUUAACUUUAAUGUGAUCUUAAUGAACAUUCCUCUUAAGGACUAGAGAAAGAAAAGUAAGUUUUUAUUAUGAAGAAUUUAAAACAUAAAAAGUAGAAUGUUAUAAUGAUUUUCCAUCUUUAAGAAUUUAUGACCAAUUUUACUACCCCUACUUUUUCUGUUUUUUUUUUUUUAAUUAAUUUUGGAGCAAAUCUCAGAAAUUAUAUGAUUUUAUCUAUAAAUAUUUCCAUUUAUAUUUCAAAAAUAUAUAGUUGUCUAUUUUUUACUCCCCAUAAACAUUACCACAGGAACCUGUUGAUCAAACGAAGGUGAGUUAUUAAACCUAUAGCAAGGAAGUACAUCAACUUGACGGUCUUAGUAAUGAUUGGAAAU